This is a messenger RNA of Moneuplotes crassus, 1371 nucleotides long. The record is from the annotation of a GenBank genome assembly. Lineage: Eukaryota; Ciliophora; Spirotrichea; Euplotida; Euplotidae.
CUAGGAUAAUAUAGAUGCUCAAACAGUAUAAUUCUCAAAGCAUUAUGAACAUACUUACAAAGCCUAAUGAUAGGUACCAGCUUGAAGAUGCUCAGGAUGGAAAUGAGGGAGAAAAUAGUGCCAAAAGAGACCAGAAAGGACAAGUGAUUAAGCCUAAAUGGCCAACCUCUGAAGUCGGCAGGAUCCUAACCGAUUGUGAAGGCAAGGAGAUACCAAUCCGGACUUUUGAGUAUGAUCCCAGAAAGAUGAAUUUUCAGAACAAGAAAUUUAAAUAAAGUUGAUUUAAAGAAAUUGUCAAGGAAGAAAUCUAUAAAAUUUCUUACUUUAGAUAAACUAGAACUAAGAACACAUCGAGAGGAAGAGCAGCCAUCCAAAAUAUUUGUACCUAUAAAGCCUAUAAAAGCAGUUGAACUACCAACACUUAGGUCUUUCAAGACGUUUGAUAUCAAUCUUGAUCAAAAUAUGUUCAAGGAGCAUCGAAAAAGCCUGGUCAACCCUGCAUCAACAAAAAUUUAUCCGGCAUUAUGAAAUUCAACGAGAAAGAAUUUCUCAACCAAAGAGGUAUAUUGGGAUUUACCUAAAUUAGUUGAAGCAGAAUAAGGAAUUCAUUAAAAAGUUUGUCAAUAAGCAGAAUAAGAUAAAUAAACUUGUAAGCAAGACCUUCAAGAAAAUGAAGAAAGAAGUAGAAAUGAAACAAAAGUGAGCUUGUAAUAACCUUCUAGAAAAGCAAUUGUUAAGAAUAUGACAAAUAUUAAUGAAGCCAAGGAAUCCCAAAUUUGGAAAACCCUAGAGACUAACUAUGCUCUUAACAUCGAUACAAAGUAAGAUUAGACUUAUAAUUCCAGCCGGACUGCUCCUAAACCAUCAGACUCAAUCCUACCCCCCUCUUCCAAAACCUCUUCACCUAUCUCAAAACUACUCCACCAAGACUCAGAAUCCAAAUCCACCCCUAUAAACCCACCCAAACACCCCACCGCCAUCAAAUCCCUCGCAAUAACCCACCUCUCAACCCCCAAAAUCCCCCUCACAAACGACAUCAUCCGUCGCUCCCACUACAUCCCUCCUCUCAACCCCCAAAACUCCAAUUCCCCCACACAACCAGGCUCCCUCUGCUGUCACCUCUCCCUAAAGAAACCUCCUUCUACCAUACCCCCAACGCCCAGUCCUUACAGCCAAAUCUCCAAAAUUUCACCAAAGAACCCUUCCUGAACUUCCAAAAGAAGACAGGUUCUCCUCUCUAAAGAAUGCGAUUCUCAAGGAAAUGUAGAGAAAAGGUUCCCGUUCAAGAUCCCUUAUUCGUUCACGAAGAGAAGUGGGGAUCUAGAGAUAGUCUAAAGCUAUAAAUCUGAGGUAAUAUUCACUCUAAGCGUA